This is a messenger RNA of Penicillium antarcticum, 1803 nucleotides long. RefSeq names its product type 2C protein phosphatase ptcF (gene ptcF). The transcript has 3 exons. Gene Ontology annotation, molecular function: protein serine/threonine phosphatase activity. Gene Ontology annotation, biological process: protein dephosphorylation. Bases 1 to 1803 code for a protein of 600 amino acids. Lineage: Eukaryota; Fungi; Ascomycota; Eurotiomycetes; Eurotiales; Aspergillaceae. The record is from RefSeq and is a predicted model, not a curated record.
AUGCGUCAGGCGACUGUUCAGGCUUGCCGUACUGCUCGGCGUGCCCCGGUAUGGAACGUAGCCGUUAAGCGGCCGUCCCCAUUGUCCUUCACUCAAAACCAGCUGCGAGGUCUUCGGUCAUACUCUGGCAGCAAGCGCUCAACCUCUCCGGCAGCAAUCCAGCCAUCGAUGCAUCGCCGCAAUCUCUCCCUCGCCGUUAUCUCAACCGUUGUUGCCUCCGGGGCAUGGUAUGCGUAUCAGGGUGAGACUGUUAAGUCGGCAGCAUCUCAGUUCCGAGGAUUCGCCUCGAGUGCUAUAAAUUCCGCCUACGCUGAAAAGCCAGCCGAACCUGCGCGCCGUGCGCUGCUGGUCAGCAACGAUCAAUUCUACACUGCUACACUUUCCGGGGACCAGCCGCUUGCCAAGACUACCGACGAUUCAGAUCGCGGAGUCCUCGAGAUGUUGACACCGGAGCAAGCAACCCAGAAGCUUCGUAAGAAUGAAGAAUCUUACCUGGUCAACCGAGGCAAGGGUGUUGUUCGCUACGAUAUCGUUCAGGUUCCUAGCAACUCGCCCAUUGAGGAUGACCAUGCGGAGAAGAUCGUCGAGAUUCCAGCUUCCGUGGCUGCUGUCAAGGAUGGCGAGCCAAGCAGUGAUUGGAUGUUCUGGGCAGUAUUUGAUGGACACUCAGGCUGGACAACUUCCGCAAAGCUGCGAAAUGUUUUGAUCUCAUACGUUGCCCGCGAAUUGAACACUACAUAUAAGGCUGCUGCAGCAGACUCCUCACUGUUGGUUCCCUCGUCCGAGGCUAUCGAUGCUGCUAUCAAGCAAGGCUUUGUUCGUCUCGACAAUGACAUUGUGAACGAAAGUGUCAAGGAAGUCUUCAAGGCCAAGUCGCGACGAGUUGCCGCUGAGCUCCUUGCUCCUGCUCUGUCUGGCUCAUGUGCUCUUCUCAGUUUCUACGACUCCCAGUCCAAGGAUCUCAAGGUUGCUGUUGCAGGUGACUCGCGUGCAGUUCUCGGUCGUCGUGGCCCGAGCGGUAAGUGGACUGCCACAGCUCUUUCCGAGGACCAGACUGGUGGAACACCAUCAGAGAUUAAGCGAAUCCGGGAAGAGCACCCCGGCGAGCCAUAUUCCACCAAGAACGGCCGCAUUCUCGGCCAGCUUGAGCCUAGCCGUUCCUUCGGUGACGCUACCUACAAGUGGACCAGGGAAAUCCAAGAUCAAAUCAAGGGAAAGUUCUUCGGACGUACUCCUAGUCCUCUCCUGAAGACCCCUCCCUACGUUACUGCCGAGCCUAUCAUCACUACCACCAAGGUCGAUCCCUCUAAGGGUGACUUUAUCGUCAUGGCAACUGAUGGUCUAUGGGAGAUGUUGAGCAAUGAAGAAGUUGUCGGUCUUGUUGGCCAGUGGGUUGAACAGCAACAAUCUAAUGUUGCCAGCACUGGUACCAGCAAAGCCUGGCUGCAGAGUUGGUUCGGAUUUGACAGCCAGAAGCAACUGCCGGUUGAAUCCGCAACUGAUGCAUCUGGUGAAGGCCAGCGCCGUCCUAUCCGUCAACAGCAAUACGAUAUCUCUGGCGCCGCUAGCCGUUUCGUUGUCGAGGACAAGAAUGCAGCCACACAUCUUGUGCGGAACGCCAUGGGUGGAAAGGAUAAGGACAUGGUUUGUGCUCUGUUGACGCUACCCAGUCCCUACUCUCGCCGAUACCGUGACGACGUCACCGUCGAGGUUAUCUUCUUCGGCCAAGGCCCUGACUCGCAUACAGUUGAAGUCAACCAGGAGGCGACUGCUCCAGAAGAACCCGUCAAGUCUAAGCUUUAG